UAUAUAUAUAUAUAUCUUCACAUCUAGUUCUUCUUGUUUUUACAUUCUUCAUUAAGCGCGGAGUGCGGCGAUGCUGAUCUGAUAUAUAUGAUGGAGAACCGCGCAUACGAGGAUGAGGCGAACAAGUCAGCGCAUCAUCAUCACCAUCACCAUCACCAUCCUCACCAACAACUCAAGCAAACUCACAAUCAUCUUCAGCAUUCACAACUGGACGAGUUUUCGUUUGACCGAGUCCAAAUGUCCGACGCUACACAUCAGCAGCAAAUGCGCCAAAACCAGCAACUCAUUCAGCCUCGCCAUACACCAGACUGCCACGUGUACGAGGAUAUCGUCGCACCAUAUAGCUUAUCCCUCGAUCCAAGCAAUCCUGGCGGUUUCCAUAGGAAUCUCACGUUGCCACUCCGAAGGACGAGUCAGAGCUGCGAAUCUAUCGAAGGCAAUCCCACGAGUUCCUCAGUGCGCGUCACGAAUAAAGAGCGAACUCGUGGCUCCGUUAUCGAUCGGCUCACCAGAGAUGACAGAUAUCGUGAUAGCGGCCGCGACGACAGCAGCAGCACCGAGCGACCUGCGCGCCGACGCCGGAAGAAGGACUGCCGGCACUGUCGGACCAAGGCCUUCGAGCGCGGCAUCGAGGAAGCCAAGCGUCGUGACGAGCUCGCCGUCUACGAGGAAAGGAGUGCUGAGCUGCGCGCCAUUUUCGGGCUACCGGAUCUUAGCCUCUGUCGGCUCGGACCAGGUUGCCUCAGCGCCGGGGUCGUCUAUGCAAUCGGCUGCAAUGCAACCGACUGCAGUAAUGGACUCGUGAGUGGCGACGGGGAGCCGACGACGGUGCCGAGGUUCGCCCACGUUCAGGACGGUGCCCUCGACGACAAGGCCCUCAUUACCCCGCCCGGUACGAAAGGCGGUGGCGGCGGUGGUGGCGGUGGCAGGGCGGCGGGGAUGAAGGUCAAUUCGAUCUAUGCCCAGGAACACUGGCAUGCCAAGGACUCGAGAAUCUUCCUUAACGACCCCAAGGACCAGAACUGCGACUCUCCCUUCCAGAGGGCGUAUUCGGCGGUGUCGGCGAACUCGCCGAGCUCGGAGAACCGAGCGAACCUGAGGCGCAGCGUCCGGGACGAGCCCGCGCCCCAUCCGGCGCGGCUCCGGAAGCACCGACAUGGCUGGACCCUCCACUUCAGCCGGCCCUUGAGCGGCGCCGCAUGCACCAAGUCACUCGUCUUGCUGCUUGUCGUCGUCCUCGCGCUUCUCGGCAUCGGCGGCAUCGCUCUUUACAUCGUCUUCGAACCUGAGAAGUUGCACGUGAUCCAGCAAUACUUGCGCUCGAGUGCACGUAACUCGACGUCUAUUGGUGAAAAUGCCACAGAAGUCGAGGACUCAACCUGGUUGGCGUCCCCGCCUACACCCUCGCUUCUCGACGUCCUGCUCAAGUCCAAUGGGCCAUCUCUCGGUGAUAUCGAACCUAUUUUCGAGCCACCCUUGACUAGCGCCACGCAAACGCCGAUCACCACAAGUGCGACGACGACGUCUUUCAGCGGCGGCGGCGGCGGCGGCGAUGGCAGUCGUAUUCUCAAUAACAGUAGUAACGACGUCACAUCCUUUUUCGGACUCCUGAGCCCACAUAUGCAUAGACGGAGACCUUGCGUCGAGUGUCGCAACGAUGAAGUUUGUGUGUCGAAGAACGUAGACGAGGUCCCUUUCUGCAGAUCUCCCCUCGAUCCCCAGGACAGAAGCGGCUGCGCUGGUUAUUGUGACGCUGCAACGCAAAAGUGCCAUAGGCUUGAAAAUGGAGCGAGCAGGUGCACGGAAAUAGAGCACCACUGCCUCAACGACGAGUGGACGUGUUUGAAUAUAUUUUGCAUCCCCCUCGUGAAGCGCUGCGAUGGGCAAAUGAAUUGCUACGAUCACUCAGACGAAUACAAUUGUGAAUGUAAUUUAGAAACUCAUUUCCAUUGCGGUAACCAAACUUCCUGUCUUCCACUUUCGAAAAAGUGCGAUGGUCACGUGGACUGUUUCGAUGCUACAGAUGAAGAAAACUGCACAACAAGUCAUGACCUUGGUAGGCUCUGCCCGUCGAAGGACGAGUACACGUGCAGGGACAAACAGCAGUGCAUCAGAAGGACACGCUUUUGCGAUAAGUACCGUGACUGUAACGACGGAUCCGAUGAGCCAGACGGUUGCCAGGGACGGUGCAACAAGUACGAGUUUACCUGCCAUAAUGGUAGAUGUAUCCAGAAGGCAGAAAAGUGUAAUGGCAUCGACGACUGCGGCGACGGCAGCGACGAGCAGCAUUGCAGAGAGCGAUUGUAAAAAAAAAUGAAGAUUUAAAAUAUAAACGUGUUUCAUCGCUUACGAAGCAUCGAUACACUGUUAUACGACCAUUAUUUUUAUUAUGUGCAUGAAUUUAUACGUAUGUGCUAACACACGCGUGCACGUGCAUACACACAAACA
This is a messenger RNA of Ceratosolen solmsi marchali, 2448 nucleotides long. RefSeq lists its product as uncharacterized. Gene Ontology annotation, cellular component: signaling receptor complex; plasma membrane. The record is from RefSeq and is a predicted model, not a curated record. Lineage: Eukaryota; Metazoa; Arthropoda; Insecta; Hymenoptera; Agaonidae. The coding region runs from base 88 to 2307 and encodes 739 amino acids. Gene Ontology annotation, molecular function: low-density lipoprotein particle receptor activity; protein binding. The transcript has 12 exons.